Rhododendron vialii is the source of this 1702-nucleotide messenger RNA. Its product is annotated as protein FAR-RED IMPAIRED RESPONSE 1-like. Gene Ontology annotation, biological process: regulation of DNA-templated transcription. NCBI's taxonomy places the organism in Eukaryota, Viridiplantae, Streptophyta, Magnoliopsida, Ericales, Ericaceae. Bases 604 to 1449 code for a protein of 281 amino acids. The record is from RefSeq and is a predicted model, not a curated record. The transcript is spliced from 2 exons.
AGCGGAAAAUUUGGGAUGGAACAAUGGAUGACUACAACUUUUCAAUUUCAGAUAGUUGGUCAUUUGAGAAUGAUGUUCGUAGUGAGGAGAGUGUCUCCCACAAUUGUCGUGAUUAUACACCAGAAUUUACCACCGACCAGGUUAGUUUUUACUGUUAUUGUUUUGCAUAUUCGUUAUUUAUGUUAAGACUGGUUAAUGUUGUAUUUAUACAUAUUAGUUUUUUUUAUAUAGAUUUUUGAAAGUAGAGAAGAUAUGUUAGCUUGGGCGCGGAGUGUUGGUCUAAAAUAUGGUAUUGUGGUGGUUAUUUUAAAUUCUGUUAAGUUAAAAGGCGGCAAAUUGCCGAAGUGCAUUCUUGGUUGUGAAAGAGGAGGAAAGUACGAACCGCCACGGUAUCUGGUUGAAGGGCAAUCCUUGCAAAGAAACACUGGGACUAGAAAAUGCGAUUGCCCAUUUCAACUGUGAGGUAUACCACAACAUCCAUACGAUAUCAGGUGGGGUUUAGAGGUUAUUAGUGGUGUCCAUAACCAUGAAAUAGCAAAACAUAUUGAGGGCCACGAGUACCCGUCAUGGCUAAAACCAAUAGAGAAACAAUUUGUGGUCGACAUGGCCAACAGCACUGCGUCUCGUGAGAUUCUUAAUAUUUUGAAACAAAAAGACCCGUCAAACACUACGGGAAUCAAAAGCGUUUAUAACACCAUUUUUGCAAACAAAGCAGCGAAACUGGACGGUCUAACUCCUAUUCAGUAUGUCAUACGUCAAUUACUUAAGAAACAUUACCUCCAUCAAUUUCUUACAAAUCCGAAUACUAACGAAAUCACAGAUAUUAUUUGGGUUCAUCCUAUGAGUCUAGAGCUAUCUGUCAACUUUCCGUCUAUACUGAUCAUUGACGCCACGUACAAGACCAAUGAGUAUCGAAAACCACUAUUGGAGGUUGUGGGUAUCACAUCCACAUGGCGAACUUACUCCCUUAUGUUCGCUUAUCUUAGUAAUGAGAGAGAAGAGACAUUGACAUGGGCAUUGGAUAACUUAAAAAACUGGAUGCUUCAAAAGGGGGCGUCGAUGCCAUUGGUGUUUGUUUCAGAUCGGGAUUUAGCGCUUAUGAAUGCCAUUGAAGCAUGUUUCCCUACGGCACGUCACAUCUUGUGUAUUUGGCACAUAAAUCAGUGCGUCAUGAAGAACUGCAGCCGUGUGCUUGGUCCGGAAUGGAAGCGCUUCAUCACGUCAUGGCACUCGCUUAUCAAUUCAUCUACACCUUCGUCUUUCAAACAAAAGUGGCAAGCCACGUGCGACGAUUUUUGCCAGUUCCCGUAUGUCAUAACUUACCUGUGGCAAACAUGGUUAAGGUCGUACAAAGAGCGGUUUGUUUCAGCAUGGACAGAUACAUGUAUGCACCUCGGAAGCAAUUCAAGUCAAAGGGCAGAGUCUGCACAUGCGAGGCUAAAGCUAUAGUUGGGGGAUACCAUGUCAUCGCUACAAACAUCUUUUGAUAAAAUAGAAAAGAUGUUGAAAAAUCAGUUCGAGGAAAUUAAAAAGUCGUUCGAGAAAUCAUUGAACAUUCCAUGCCAUAAACAAUUACGUGACGACAUUUUUGAUCAGAUAAGGUGUCGCAUUUCAUUAGAGGCAAUGGAGUUCAUACAUGAUUAGCUAGAAACCGCUUUAGAAGUAUCCCCCACAUUGUUGGCUAUUGCAACUGUACGAUCAA